GUCUUAGCGGAAGAGACUGAGCGUCUCUGAAGCAUCGCUGCAAAGCCAGACACGCUUGAAGAGCUUUUCCUGGGCCGCCUCAGUUUUGCUCAUAUGUCAAGUGGGCUUGAGUCACACCAGCCUGGAAGGCCUGGAAGGCUAGCAGGGGCGUGGCGGUCGCACCUGCUCGAGUUGGGCGAAGGAGGAGGAGCGAGGUGACGCAGGCGUAAUAAUAGAGAAGGUGCCAGAAAGAGCCAAAACAAGUGGCCACGGCCGUCGCCCGGGAGCCAUCGGACGCCGGGAUCUAUCUGGCCCUGGUUCUGAGCUUGUUCCGCACCCCUCCCCUGGGAAUGGCGUUGUCCGGGUCGACCCCAGCCCCGAGCUGGGAGGAGGAUGAGUGUUUGGAUUACUACGGCAUGCUGUCGCUUCACCGUAUGUUCGAGGUGGUGGGCGGGCAGCUGACCGAGUGCGAGCUGGAGCUCCUGGCCUUCCUGCUGGAUGAAACUCCCGGCGCUCCCGGAGGCCUGACCCGCGCCCGCAGCGGCCUGGAGCUGCUUCUGGAGCUGGAGCGCCGCGGGCAGUGCGACGAGAGCGACCUGCGGCUGCUGAGCCAGCUCCUGCGUGUGCUGGCCCGCCACGACCUGCUGCCACAUCUGGCCCGCAAGCGGCGCCGGCCAGUGUCCCCCGAGCGAUACAGUUAUGGCAGUGCCGGCUCUCCUUCCAAAAUCCCAGAGGGCGGUUGCCGGCGUCGGCGACAGUCAAGCAGUUCUGAUUCUCAGCAGAGUCAGUGGGGUACAGGCUCCCCUCCAACCAAACGGCAGCGUCGGAGUCGGGGCCGCCCUAGCAGUGGUGCCAGGCGGCGGCGGAGAGCAGGCUCGGCGGCUGAGCAGCAUCAGGAGCUGGGCAGGCCCUCAUCGGAGGGAAAAGUGACCUGUGACAUCCGGCUCCGGGUUCGAGCAGAGUACUGUGAGCAUGGUCCAGCCUUGGAGCAGGGAGUGGCCUCCCGGAGACCUCAGGCACUGGCCCGGCAGCUGGAUGUGUUCGGACAAGCCACUGCUGUGCUGCGGUCAAGGGACCUGGGCUCUGUGGUGUGUGACAUCAAAUUCUCAGAGCUCUCCUACCUGGACGCCUUCUGGGGUGACUAUCUGAGUGGUGCCCUGCUGCAGGCCCUGAGGGGCGUGUUCCUGACUGAGGCCCUGCGGGAGGCUGUGGGCCGGGAGGCCGUCCGCUUGCUGGUCAGUGUGGACGAGGCUGACUACGAGGCCGGCCGGCGCCGCCUGUUGCUGAUGGAGGAGGAAGGGGGGCGGCGUGGGACAGAGGCCUCCUGAUCCUGGAUCUGGCAGGACUGACCCCGCCUCCACGUCUCGGGGCCACUUUCUUCCUCGGAAGAUGACCGACCAUCUUGCCCCUGGACGACUGUCACUUCAGCAGCUCUGAGGAUGCAUCAGGUCUGCGAGUUCCUUGACAGCCUCUCCUGUAGGAUGUGGGCUUCGAGGCAUAAACCACGUCCAGCUGCUUCCGUCCCAAACUCCCCGCUCCCAGGUGGACUCCCUCAGCCUUGGGGGCCAGGUUUGCUGAGCCCCAAACAGGGAGGUGUAGCCACAGUCACCAAAGGCCCCUGCACAUCCUGCCUCUCACCUUGGGCUGAGCUGGCUGGCCCCACACACGUUAGCCUAAGGGCUUCUCUCUCAGGAUCUCAGAUGUCCCCAUCAGGCCUUCAGCCAGCACGCUGGGCUCCGCAGCUGGGUGCCUGUGGGGCUUGGUCACCUUACCCAUUCACUCACUAACCAGUCAGGGCUCUGCCCGCUGUCUACACAGACACCUGCCUCUCGUCGCCUUCCCCUGCUCCCUGGAGCUAGAUACAGACUUGCCCUUGGACUCUGACUCAGAGUGUCACAUGGGUUUUGUGGUCACAUCUGUUCGAGGUCAGUGUUGUCUACACGGCUAGGGCAAGAACCAGCCUCUCUCUCAUGAAGGGAAGGCGAAGACUUGGGGCCGGUGGGAAGAUGUUUUACAAAGUGCACCAAUAAAACUGCCCUGGAAAGGGCACAGGUGGGCA
Molecule: messenger RNA, 2038 nt
Organism: Mesocricetus auratus (golden hamster)
Lineage: Eukaryota; Metazoa; Chordata; Mammalia; Rodentia; Cricetidae
Gene: Dedd2
Product: death effector domain containing 2
Exons: 6
Coding region: 330-1307 (325 amino acids)
Biological process (GO): extrinsic apoptotic signaling pathway via death domain receptors; apoptotic process; regulation of apoptotic process
Cellular component (GO): nucleolus
Molecular function (GO): DNA binding; protein binding
Source: RefSeq, a predicted model, not a curated record